AUUUUCCACCCUCGCUUUUUCAUAAUAUUCUAAAAAGUGCCAGAUAGUUUAGAAUCUUACAGGUAUAUCCUCCUCCGAGAGAUUAAAUGUUAUUAGGGGUUGCGUAAGAUAAGAAAUUAAGAAUCUUAUCAUAAGAUCCCCUAUAAUUUAUUUAGCUAAUCAUAUACAAGAGAUGAUUCUCUUAUGAUGUGAACGCUACAUACGUGGACGAUUGUAAUUGGUGGGAUAAAGUAAAUUUUUUGGAACAAUCAGAACAGAUUUAGGAUAAUCAUAAAAAUAAAGGGUGCAUCAUUAAAUUAAUUAGAUAUUAAUAAUAGACCUUUACGUGCAUAGAAAGGGUCAAAAGUGGAAGAAGUGAAAAGAUAGAGACCCUGACACGUGAGAAACUGCAAUCACGACCAAAGCACGUGACAAAUCCAAAGACCACUCACGUCGUCCGUUUUCCGAGGGUGUGUUAAAAAACGGGGGUCUCUCUCCUCUCACAGCAAAUCCGCUUCCCAUAGAUUUUUCUCCCUUUUGAUUUUUUCAGUUUUCGCUUAUUCGUCAGGUGAAAACAAAGAGAAGAACCAAAAAAAAAAAAAACUUAAAACGUUUCGAUCCGCGUCAAGCGAUCUCCGCCAUGUCGAUGAUGACAACUGUGAAAGUGAGCAAUGUUUCUCUAGGAGCAACCGAUCGUGACCUCAAGGAGUUCUUUUCCUUCUCUGGCGACAUUCUCUACCUCGAGACCCAAAGCGAGACAGAACGGUCCAAAUUGGCAUAUGUCACUUUCAAGGAUCUACAAGGAGCUGAAACUGCUGUUCUUCUCUCGGGAGCAACGAUUGUUGAUUCUUCAGUCAUUGUCACUAUGGCUCCGGACUACCAACUAUCUCCUGAGGCUUUAGCUUCCUUGGAGCCCAAGGAAAUUAGCAAGUCUCCCCGGGCAGGUGACUCCGUCUUGAGAAAAGCCGAAGAUGUUGUGAGCAGCAUGCUCGCAAAGGGCUUCAUUCUAGGAAAAGACGCAAUCGCAAAAGCCAAGAGCGUCGACGAGAAACACCAGCUUACAUCCACUGCAUCAGCCAAAGUCGCAUCGCUCGACAAGAAACUCGGUUUCACCGACAAGAUCAACACCGGAACAGUCGUGGUGGGCGAUAAAGUCAGGGAAGUUGAUCACAAGUACCAAGUCUCUGAGAAGACCAAAUCAGCGAUCGCUGCAGCUGAGCAGACUGUGAGCAAUGCGGGUUCGGCUAUAAUGAAGAACCGGUACGUUCUCACGGGCGCCACGUGGGUCACCGGUGCUUUCAACAAAGUGGCUAAAGCUGCGGAAGAAGUUGGACAGAAGGCGAAGGAGAAAGUUGGUAUGGCUGAGGAAGAAGACAAGAGGAAAGUGGUUGAUGAGUUUGCUAGAGUUCACUUGUCUGAAUCACCAAAGGCGCCAUCAUCUAAGGAAGAUGACGUACAUGAACCAAAACGCUCUGAAUCUCCUGAACCAAAAGAAUCUGAACAUCAAGAGCCCCAGCAGCAACAACAAUCUUCUCAGCCUGUUGGUCCGGCUCAACCUUGAGAUAUGCAGUUAAGUAAAGACUAAAGACUUUCUGAUUCUUGUUGUAAACGGUAAUACUUUGAACGAAUCUCUCCUGGAAUUUCUGAAAAAUGAAUAUCGAACUUUUCAUUUAGUACCAA
This is a messenger RNA of Brassica napus (rape), 1659 nucleotides long. Its product is annotated as binding partner of ACD11 1-like. The record is from RefSeq and is a predicted model, not a curated record. The coding region runs from base 620 to 1540 and encodes 306 amino acids. The transcript is spliced from 5 exons. NCBI's taxonomy places the organism in Eukaryota, Viridiplantae, Streptophyta, Magnoliopsida, Brassicales, Brassicaceae. Gene Ontology annotation, molecular function: RNA binding.